UCUUCCUAAUAUCUUCAGUUAGCGUGGACCCAGUGUGACACGCACAGAGGACAUUAAGCCCAUCCACAGCUUCCUGGAGAGUUGUUUGAGAGGCCCCAGACGCCAUUAGCCACUGUGCAAAGCUUGCAAGCUUGGGGUCAAAGACGCGCACCUACCUCACGCAGCUAAAGGAGAGCCUGAAGCAACUAUCAAGAGGAGAGAUAUAAAGGAGCUUGUAACCACAAGCUUGAGCUAGCUCACAGCCUUAGCCAUGACAUCUACUGGAGCAGCAAAUAUGGCCACUGAAGAUACUGAAACAAUAUCUCUGAUGGAGGAAUUGAAAUCUAAUGAUAUGUCUGACCCCUCCACUGAUAGCCUCAACUCUCUGCUGGCUAACCUGGGAGCCUCCACUGGACAACUAUCUAAACUCUCAGAGCUCCCAAUAUUGCCCAACAACAUGCUCCUAGUGAAUGCUGCUCUCUCUAGUCUGUCCUCCAUUCAACCACUGGACACACUCAUGAAUGAAACAUUUGAUCAAUCGAUGCUAACACCGUCCGCUGCAAGCAACAACCAAUCGUCAGUAUCUACUAACAUUCCUGUUACGAGCGUAGAGCAAGACACACAUUUAUCAUCAAUGAUAGCUGCUGCCUCUCAGCUUGUAGCCGCCUCUAACACUAUACCAGUCACUUCAAGUCAACCAAGAGUAUCUGCAAUGGACAUUUCCGUGUUCACCUCUUUGCUAAACCUGUUGCCAUCAGUAAACCAACCCACAGUGACUUCUACCAUACCUGUGAAUGUGACUACUCCUAGUGUCAAUGCUAUUAUGGCCCCCCCACUGCCGCUAGCUCCCCCACAAUCAAUGGCCCCCCCGCAGGUGAUGGCCCCCUCACAGUCAAUGCCCCCCCCACAGGCGAUGGCCCCCUCACAGACAAUGGCCCCCCCACAGGUGAUGGCCCCCUCACAGUCAAUGGCCCCCCCACAAGCGAUGGCCCCCUCACAGACAAUGCCCCUCCCACAAUCAAUGGCCCCCCCACAGACAAUGGCCCCCCCAAUUGUACAGCCAGUGACUAGCGCAGGUCCUCCUAGGGUAGUCUCCAUUAUUCCUCAGGCUAUUAUUAGACCUUCUCCUGUGAUGUCUGUCAAAUCCCCUCCUUCUGUUGUCAGUCCUCUGCUUACCAACACUGUACGACCUCCACACGUACCCAAGCCAGUGAAGGCUCUUCUAAUACCCCCCUCCUCCGCGGCACCCACUAUACCUCAGAUAGUGGCCUCCUCUAAUUCGAGGCCAUUUCCUGGUCAAGUUACAGCUGAGAUACUCACACACUUCAAGCCCCCUGUUACCAAGACAACGCCCCCUCAGGCACGUGUGAGCGCUGGUGAGAUCCUAGCCAGUGUGACUGGCCACAAUGAAGCACGCGCUACACGAGUGGGCACACCAGCAUUGCAGGCACAUGAGCAACUGCUCUCUGAUGAUGAGUCAGACGAGGAGAUGGACACUCAACCACCACCACCACCAGCAACAGGAGACAACCACAUCAUCCCAGCACCAGUACCAGGAGUGACAGUGGUAGCUAGUGAAGGGCCCAGCUCAUCACGCAGUGAUUCACCUUAUGCUGAUGAUGAUGACUCAUUUGCUGACUUCCUGGCUAGAGAGGUUCAUGAGAGUGCACUAGAGAGGAGAGGGUCCUCUAGCUCACGCUCCCCCACACCAUCACUGGCUGACAUCACCUCACGUCUACAAGCUGGACAAGGACUGAGCAGGUUUGGAGUGACUGCCUCUUGUCCUCCUGCUCCUGUUCAACUACCAGAGGGCUCUGUCAAUGCAUCUCUGGACAUGACCUCACGAAACUUCCCCAAGAGGAGCAAAUAUGCCCACAGAGCUGCUAUCUCUGCCAUGCAUCCCUACAACAGGACAAGAGGUGGUGGUGCUAGUGUUGCCAAGACUCUGGACCUACUCAAGGCUGUACUGCAAUCAUCCUUCAACAUGGAGGUCAAGAGGUUAUGUGACGAUUACAUGCACAUCUUCAGUCAAGCUGCCUCUAAUGUACGUGACAAUACUGGAGACAGUGUCCCUGAGGCCACCAUACGCCUGUUAGUGUGCAAGAUGAUUGAAGAGGCUCAGCAAGGAUAUAUACAGGGCAAGUGGGAGUUUCCCUAUGGAAAGCUACCUCGGAGUAACAAGGUCGUGACCCCUACAGGCUCUCCAAUGUCCACUAAGAAGUUGAAGGCUGAGAGGGUGGAGUCUCGUUAUGGACCCCCUAAAAGGAUACGUAAACCCCCUGCAGAGAGAGGGGCUGACAAGUCCGCUGUGUGGAAGUGGGGGAUGGACAAGAGGCGACUGGACCCUGGGAAGUGGGAGCCAGAGAAGAUGACUUCUGAUACUGUGUUUUGUCUGGGAGUCAAUGUCAACAAAGCUUUGGGCCACUCAGCCAACAGAGGAAAGGUGUACUAUCUCCACCCUGAGCUAUUCAAGUAUGCCUGUGAUGGUGAUGACAAGACAUGGCUAUAUGAGAACAAGUUCCUGCCAGUACACGGAGGAAAGGCAUUCCUGAUGAUCUUCCAGGAGGUGUCCACUCUAGUCACCACUGAGUCCCUCUACAAGGAUGUGCCAGAUGUGGUUGCCUCAGUAGCAAAGCUGCAGCAGUUCCGAGUGCCUCAGUUUAUGGUGGAUAAAAUGAAGACCUUCAUGAAAUCAGUGCAAGGCUACUUUGCUCAAGAAGCCAAUGGAGCUGCACAAUCCACCAAGCCUUGAGCUAGAACACUGUGAACACAUAUAAUUAUAACUAUUAGGAAUUUUAUAAACUAACUAUAAUUAUCCUUACUCAUCAAUCAUUUUUGUUCAAUUAUCUGUAAACCAUGCAAAAGAGACAUCUGUUAUGUCA
Messenger RNA from Halichondria panicea, 2861 nucleotides. RefSeq names its product proline-rich protein 36-like. The record is from RefSeq and is a predicted model, not a curated record. Bases 251 to 2731 code for a protein of 826 amino acids. The transcript is spliced from 16 exons. NCBI's taxonomy places the organism in Eukaryota, Metazoa, Porifera, Demospongiae, Suberitida, Halichondriidae. Gene Ontology annotation, molecular function: nucleosome binding; DNA binding. Gene Ontology annotation, cellular component: nucleus.